Gymnodraco acuticeps is the source of this 963-nucleotide messenger RNA. Its product is annotated as solute carrier family 35 member F2-like. The coding region runs from base 102 to 593 and encodes 163 amino acids. The record is from RefSeq and is a predicted model, not a curated record. The transcript is spliced from 4 exons. Gene Ontology annotation, biological process: transmembrane transport. Gene Ontology annotation, cellular component: membrane. Gene Ontology annotation, molecular function: transmembrane transporter activity. Lineage: Eukaryota; Metazoa; Chordata; Actinopteri; Perciformes; Bathydraconidae.
UGGUUGACGUUCUCAAGUUGCCAACGUGGAUUGAGAAUUUGGUGCGAUUUUUUUUAAAGGAUGGACUUUUAUCACCGUUUGAGUUUUUCUCCACACUUGUCAUGACUGAAGAGGAAAAAGAAAACGUAUGUUACGAUCUAGCUCUCACAGAUAUGGAGGGGCAUGAAGACGAGAGGCUGUGUGGGAAAUGGAGGGUCGCCUGCGGUUUGUACAACUACAACCUGAGGGACGUGUUCACAUGGCGCCUGCUGAAGACCCUCCUGAUGGGGCAGGUUUGCUCUCUGCUGAUUUGUGGGACUGCGGUCAGCUGUCAGUACCUCGCUGACGCUAAGGUGGAGACGCCAAUGCUGCAAAGCUUCCUGAACUACGCCAUGUUGCUGCUGGUCUACACCACCAUCCUCUGCACCAGAAAAGGAGACAGGAACAUCCUCCACAUCUUAAAGACCAAGUGGUGGAAGUAUCUUCUGAUGGGAGUAGCAGAUGUGGAGGCGAACUACACCGUGGUGAAGGCGUACCAGUACACCACUCUGACCAGUAUACAGGUGAGAAGACCGUCACUGGUCUCUGAAAAACCAUAUGUCAAUGGGCAAUAGAUACCAUAUUAAGAAGUAGGAUAGGAAUAGAAUCUAAAAUGAGGCCAAAACACAGAGUGUGUGUGACUCUUUUGGACAAUUCCAACAUCAGAUUUAGUGUCAAUUGGCAGAAGCCGAUGUUUCUCUGUCUUGCUGGUCCUGUUAUUUAAUACUUUUUAAAAACCAGCUGCAGUUAGAUUUCAGGUUUUUUAAGUUUGAGGACAAAUAGCAAAGAAAACAUCACAAACAUGAAGUAUUGUAAUCAGAAAUGUGACAUCUGAUGCCCCGGCCACACGAGGACGAAAACGGCCGUUUGCGUUACUGUUUAGUGUCAUAUAGACCAUUCACACGAGGACGACCGAAUACGGCACUAAACGACUGAGGAAACGAU